AUGUCCUUCCCGCCACCUCCAGGCUAUCAGCAACCGCCUUCAUCGCUCCCUCCGCGACCUCCGCCAUCCGCAAACACAAACUCACAGUAUGGGCCGUCGGCUCCCAACGGCGGGUAUGGCGGAAACACAUCACGACCGAGCUACAGCGCUGCUACUGCAUUUGCACCACGUUCCGUAGCCUCUCAGCAGCCGUACCGCACGAGCAGUCCUGUUGUCUCGGCACCGCCUACCACGCAGACUAGUUACUCAAACCCUCCUACAACGAACUAUGGCACAUACUAUUCCCAGCCGCAACCGUCCUACCAAGCGGACGCCUCGUAUUACAAUUCGUCCCAAUACAGCGGCAACACUUACGGACCUACUGUGCCUCACAUCCAGAAUCCCUUUGCGCCGUCCGGCGACCAGUCACGCGGAAGGACCUUUGGACGAAACGAUCCAGGCCUCGACGCCGAAACCGAAGCGCAGAUUGCCCAGUGGCAGAGCGCGUACGCCAGCAGCGGCGACUUGUCUGCGGCGAAGGGCGCGGUGCGCAGAGAUGGAACCACUGGCACUCCCGGAGCGACCACGACGGUUUACACCUCAUCCGGCAACACGCCAGCCUCAAAUACACCGACUCCAAUCGGCCCAGAGCCGCAAAAGACGGUUGCUCGCACGGGCGGUGGCCAAACCUGGAAUGACUCAACCCUGCUCGAAUGGGACCCGGCGCAUUUUCGUCUGUUUGUAGGUAACCUUGCGGGCGAGGUUACCGACGACUCCCUGCUCAAGGCAUUCGCAAAGUACCCAUCUAUUCAAAAGGCACGCGUGAUUCGCGACAAACGCACGCAGAAGAGCAAAGGCUAUGGCUUCGUCAGUUUCAGCGACGGCGAUGAUUACUUCAAAGCAGGGAGAGAAAUGCAGGGCAAGUACAUCGGAUCGCACCCGGUCCUCCUUCGUCGCGCCACGACUGAGAUUCGACCUGUAUCGAACAACAAGAAUAAGAAGAAUGGCGGAAAGGGAGGUGGUUCUGGCGGCGGUCAGGGAUCGAAGACGAAGCAUGACGGGAUUAAGAAGCCUGGAAAGACCAAGGGUGGAUUGAGGAUCCUGGGAUGA
This is a messenger RNA of Aspergillus calidoustus, 1089 nucleotides long. The record is from the annotation of a GenBank genome assembly. Lineage: Eukaryota; Fungi; Ascomycota; Eurotiomycetes; Eurotiales; Aspergillaceae.